AUGGACUUGAACGCUGCUGCCGCUGCCGCGGGGCAGAAACCCGACCUGGCCAACCCGGAAGAGAUGCUUGCCCCGCCGCCCCAGGCCCACGUCGAGCGCGAGAAGGACAUCACCGACACUUUGGAGCUUGCCGAGGAUACCCGGAAUUUAUCGCUAGACCCCACGGUGAAACAGGCGCAGACGAAGGACGGGGCGGGCCCGCUGUACGUGCUGGCCGACGCCGUCAAACAGAGAGCCCACCACCGCAGUGCUCCCAAACAGCCGCCGCCGCCGACGCCAAAUGCCACCAACGGCAAUACCAAUGCUACCAAUGGCGAUUCCUACCCCCUGCCGCAAUUGGCACCGGCGCAAUCGGUGCAUUCGUCGUCGUCUACCCCGAGAAUCGAGGUUCCCUUGGGUGCCGCCUUCGGGUCGCUGCCCCGUUCCCGCGCCAAACUGGGGUCAAUUGGAACUAGUAAUGGAAAUAGUGGAGCACCUGUCAUUCCCGAAUUUGACCUUCUGAAGCCUCGGAGCAGUCGUAUCCAACACCCCGCCGGUGGUGCCGCUCAUUUCCCGUCAUCUCCCAGCGGUAACCCUCCCGCUACCCCUACUCAACCACGUGCUACCAACGGUGCUAAUGGCGUUAGUGUACCCCCAUCACCAGCGACGUCAGUACCGGGAGGCAUCUUCACCCCCAUCCAAGCCAAACAGGCGAGCACUCCUACCCAGACGCCCAAACAGACCCCCACUCAACCAAUUGCGGCCAACCAAGCUGCCGGAGCUGCCCCUGCUGCUGCUGGAGUGGCACAGGCGCCCGUUUACGCGCCGUCGCUGCUGCUGCUGAAUGGCCAGGACCCGCUGCUGCGGCUCCAACCGCUUUCCAGCCGUACCACUGUCGCCAGCGACUCCACCAAAUUGAGACAGCGUCCUCUGGCGGCCACUACCGCUAAUAACGGCCAAGUUAACGGCACUAACGAGGCGAGAGCGGUGGCGCUGGGGUCGCAAACUCCCACCACUGUUAGCAAACAACCGCCUCCUCCGGCUGAUGUUGACGUCGAUAACCCUUUGGCAGUGCUGUCGCAACAAGUUCAGAGGGGGCAAGUGGACGAAAAAGGUCCCCAGCCGGAUUUAGUACCGUCAAAGGACUUGGAUAUGCUGAAUAUCACUACUAAACCCCCGCCGUUGUUACCGCAAAUGCCUACCUACCGGGGUUGGAGAGAAGUGGGGCACUUUGAGUCCGACGACGUCAUGACCGCCGAGGACUACCAGUACGAUUUAACCCUGAAAUCGUCAUUUUUCGAUACCCAACUCCCUCUGAAGUUGUUUGGGGAAUGGUACCAUAACGUCGGCUGGCUUGCCAUUGGGGCGUUUUUCCUGUGGUUCUGGGGUUACUUCUACUUCUCCCUUGGUCCCGUAUUCUUUGUCGUGUUAGUAUGUCUGGUAUUCUACCGGCUGAGUGUACGCAAAUACCGGGAACAGAUCCGGGAAGAAGCGCAACGUGAGUUUCUGAUCAAGCAGAUUGAAACCGACUACGAGACCAUCGACUGGUUCAACUUGAUGGUGGAGAAGUUCUGGUACUACUUGGAACCGCUGAUCUCGCAGAUUGUGUGUGAACAGAUUAACGCCACUCUCGUUACUCUUCCCGUGCCUGAUUUCAUUAUGAAAUUAUGGAUCGAUACGUUUACCGCCGGUACCAAACCGUUCAGAGUUAACCGGGUGAAAACGCUCCAGGGGACCGCUGACGAUGUCGUGGUGAUGGACUGGGAAUUCUCGUAUAUUCCCAAUUCGUUGGUUGACCUUUCCGCUAAGCAAUUGAAAUCAACGGUAAACGAAAAGAUCACCGUGAAGACUUCGUUGUUUGGCGUUACUAUCCCCGUCACCGUGCUGGACGUGCUGUGCCGUGCCAUCGUCCGUGUCCGCGUGAGAAUGAUGGAGCUGUUCCCCCAUAUUGAGACGGUGAACGUGCUGUUGUUACAACCCCCUAAUUUCGAUUUCGUUUGUCGUUUGUUUGGUGAUACUUGUUUCAACUUUGAGGUGCUUGACUUCCCCGGUAUCUUCCCCUUCAUCAACGAAAUGGUGACCAAAUACGUCGGACCCAUGGUCUACGCUCCCAUGCUGUACCAGUUAAACAUCCAGCAAUUGCUUGCCGGUAACGCGUUGGACUCGGCCAUUGGGGUGCUUUGUAUUACUGCCAACUACGGUAAGGAUAUUCGGGCGAUUGCUUCCAUCAACAAUACCAUGGACCCGUACUUGACGUUCUGCUUUGAUAAACGGAAGGUGUUGGCGAAAACCAAAACGAUUAUGGACACGCUGAACCCGAAAUGGAACCAGACUUUUUACAUUCCGGUGAAGCUGUUGGCGGAUCCGUUAGUCGUGCAAUUAUUCGAUUAUAACGAUUUCCGCCUGGACAAGUUGGAAGGUAUCGUGCAAAUGGACUUGGAAUUCUUGGAGAAGGACCCGGUUCAACAAAACGUCAACCAGACGAUCACGAGAAAUACUAAGCCGGUGGGGACAUUAAACUUUGAUCUCCAGUACUUUAAGUGUGAAGAAGCCACCAUGGGUCCCGACGGUGCCAUUACUCCUCCUCCCGACUUGAACACGGGUAUUGCUCGUAUCAACGUUGCCGAAGCCCGCCACUUGAAGCUUGACGAAAAGGAGAAACCGCCUAAUGUCCAGGCGCUUGUGUACCUCGAUAACGAACUUGUCGACGAGCUGGAGUUCGUCAAGCUGGCCACUCCCGGAUGGAACAUGAUUGACGAAAAGAUCGUGUCGUCGCGACUGAAGGCUAAGCUUAAGGUGGUGCUUAAAGAUAAGCUGGGUAAGAAGUUGGGUGUCGUGCUGAAGUACUUGAACGAGUACAUCGACGCUCUGCAAGUACAACAGCUGUGGUUCUCGCUUGCCUCCGGUGGUGAAGUGAGAAUUGAAGUCCAAUGGAAACCGGUGGAACUUGAUAUCGGUGACCCCAUAUCGUUUACUCCCCCGAUCGGGGCGGUUAGAGUGUCGAUUGACCGCGCCGAAGACUUGCGUAACUUGGAGACCAUCGGCAAGAUUGAUCCCUACGUGCGGGUGUUUGUUAACGGGGUGUACAAGACACGUACUCGUGCGUUCAAUGGUAACUUGAACCCAUCGUGGAAUGAGGUUCACUACGUUACGGUGUCGCUGGCUAAUCAGAAGCUUACCAUCGAAGUGAUGGACGUUGAACGCCACUCGCCCGACCGGACGUUGGGUCAAUUUGAUGUCCAACUCAAUGAGAUUAUCCAGAGAGAUGAAAAGGGGCAAUACGUCGAACACCAAGACACCACCAAACGUGUUUCUAAAUUGAUCCAUAAGAAGGGGGUCAAGGGUCAGGUGACCUACUCCCUUUCAUUCUUCCCUUGUCUCCCGGUUAAGACCCUUCAAGAUAUCCGUGACGACGAAUGGGAAAAGCAACACGAAGCCGAACAACGGGAACGGACGCAAAAGCGGAAACAGGAGAUGGACGACAUCAAGGAACAGAUCAACCACCACCACGGCCACAAGAAGCACGUGUUACAGCGUCGUUUGGCGCGGAUGGAGAAGCUUGGCGGCGGCGCUGACGAUGCUGCUGAAGACGAAGCCCUCAACAUUGACGGCGGUUCGUCCGAUCUGGGUAAGCUUGCGCUUCUGCUCGACGAACUCAUCGAUUUCAAGCUGGGGGUGUUUGUGUUUGAAGUGUUGGGGGCUGAUGUCCCCAAGAAGAGUUCGUACGUGCAAUUCUUCUUUGACUCUCAUGGUUACAGCGACUGGACGCUGCCUAAGCUUAGUAAAGCGCUGAAACGGAAGAAGCGGGGUAACGCUCCCGAAGGCGCUUUGGGUACUGGUGACGUGGUGAUUACCGAUUUGGACUGGUCGCAGUGUACUAUCCGUAUCGCUGCUAAAGACGAUAACAAUAUUGCCGAGAAAUGCGACUGUGAGACGCUGAUCCCCGCCCUCCAAUUGCUUAAGAACUCCUACGACCAACCGGAAACGUUACAGCUUUCGGGCUCUAACGGCCAGGGGACGGUCCAAGUACAAUGUCAAUGGAUCCCCCUCGUUUAUGAGAACGGGGUGCCGCCUCAGGACUCUAAGGAUAACCAGGGUGAAUUGACUAUCCAAAUCCUUAAGGGUAAUGGGCUCCCUUCAGCUGACUCCAACGGCAAAUCCGAUCCGUUCGUCCAGCUUUACCUUGAUCUGGAUAAGAAGCACUUCUUUAAGACGCAUACCAAGAAGCGGACGUUGGAUCCCGUGUGGAACGAGACCACCACUGUUGAAUUGGGUAACAUGUACGAUACCGAGAUCCGCGUGAUGUGUUGGGAUUGGGAUAUGGCCGAUGAAAACGAUCUUUUGGGUACUGGUUUAAUCAAAUUGAGCGAAGCCAACUUCAAGGAGAACUCGCUGGUGGACGUGGAGACGCCCCUCGUCGGCGAAUCGGGUGAGGACGCCGGUACCGUGUACUUUAAGCUUUCGUUUAAGCCGAAGAAGAUUAUCCAGGUGAGAGCCAAUUCCGAUACCACGAUUGGUGACGCCUUUGUCGUGGCUAAAGGCGGGGCCACCGUGGUUAAAGGUGUGGGUAAAGGCGUUGGUUUUGUCGGUAAAAACGUCGGUAAAGGGGCCCUUUUGGGUCUUGGCGGCGGUGCUAAGAUCCUUGGUGGUGGCUUUAAGGGGAUUAAACACCUUGGCCACCACGAUAAGAAGGACGCCGACGACUCGGGGUGA
Molecule: messenger RNA, 4692 nt
Organism: Diutina rugosa
Lineage: Eukaryota; Fungi; Ascomycota; Pichiomycetes; Serinales; Debaryomycetaceae
Product: tricalbin
Exons: 1
Coding region: 1-4692 (1563 amino acids)
Molecular function (GO): lipid binding
Source: RefSeq, a predicted model, not a curated record